This is a messenger RNA of Zymoseptoria tritici IPO323, 1058 nucleotides long. RefSeq lists its product as uncharacterized. Gene Ontology annotation, molecular function: iron ion binding; C-4 methylsterol oxidase activity. NCBI's taxonomy places the organism in Eukaryota, Fungi, Ascomycota, Dothideomycetes, Mycosphaerellales, Mycosphaerellaceae. The record is from RefSeq and is a predicted model, not a curated record. The transcript has a single exon. The coding region runs from base 18 to 1058 and encodes 346 amino acids. Gene Ontology annotation, biological process: ergosterol biosynthetic process.
CACUCCUUUCACUCAACAUGGCUAUCGACCGACGACCGCAAGAUUCUAUGAAGUCCACCUGGCGUGGCGAUGAGAAGCAAUGGGGAUUCUCACACAAGUUCCUCAUCUGGCUCGACGCCUUCCAUACUGUUCCAGGCCAGGAGCCUCCUAUCCACGCGAAGACCGACAAGAUGCCGGUAUUAUCCGAAUGGUCAUGCCACGUCUGGAUCUUAUUACACGCCAUCUGGCCGAUGCUCCUUCAGCAGGCCUACAUCUCGUGGACCGGCUACGAUUUCCACCCUUUUGCCGUGUACUUCUUGUACACCAUGGCCAUGCAGAUCAACUCCAUUCACGAAGUCAAGAUUCUCCGCCGACUCGGAUACAAGUAUGGCUACCUCGACGGCGACAAGCACGCCCGGGAUGAGGUCCCAGAUGUUGGUGUCAACAAGGUGUUCGCAUCACUGCAAUUGACCACCUCGAUUCGGCCAAUGAUGACCAUGCUCUUUGCCUACCGACGCCGCGGAGGCAUGCAACUCAGCUGGUGGCUUCCGGUCGAGUUGGCGCUCUACUCAGUCGUUCUCGAUGGAUUCUUCUACGCGUAUCAUCGAGCUUGCCACGAAUUGGACUACCUCUGGCAAUAUCACCGCACUCACCACUUGACCAAGCACCCCAACCCGAUGCUAUCAUCCUACGCCGAUCACGAGCAAGAGUUUUUGGAGAUCGCCCUCAUCCCGUUUCUCACCUGGGCCGUGUUGAAGUACGCCUUCCAACUGCCGAUGGGCUUCCACGACUGGUGGAUUUGCCACGAAUAUGUCAUCUUCUCGGAGGCUUUUGGCCACAGCGGAUUGAGGAUCUACUCCACCACGACGAGUGCUGCGUCGCCGUUCUUGAAGGCAUUCGGUUGUGAGCUGGCGGUUGAGGACCAUGAUCUUCAUCACCGGAGAGGCUGGAAGAAGAGCUCGAACUAUGGCAAGCAGACUCGACUGUGGGAUGUGCUUUUUGGCACGACGGGACAGCGGAUUGAGAUUACACCUGAGACGAUCGAUCACAGUGCGACAUUCAACAUGCCGCUGUUAUGA